Messenger RNA from Electrophorus electricus (electric eel), 2105 nucleotides. It is a transcript of the gene mffb, whose product is annotated as mitochondrial fission factor b. Gene Ontology annotation, cellular component: peroxisome; mitochondrial outer membrane. Gene Ontology annotation, biological process: positive regulation of mitochondrial fission. NCBI's taxonomy places the organism in Eukaryota, Metazoa, Chordata, Actinopteri, Gymnotiformes, Gymnotidae. The record is from RefSeq and is a predicted model, not a curated record.
CCUUCAAUGAUGUUAUGCAGUCAUUUUCCGAGGGGGGGGUUGAUAGUGGUAUGAAAAGUCUUCCGUUAACAGAAAUACAGACAGACAGUUCCUUCAAAGCUAUGAAAAUAGCUGUCACUGUGAACCUGCUGACAGACAAACCUAGUUAGCUAGCAGUGCUUGUCAGAAGAGCUAGAUAGCAUUAGCUAUGAACAGUAUCAUUAGCCAGCGUUCUUUUACAAAGCACGCUUUAUACAAACGCGCAGCACAUAUUUCUUCAAACUGGCUUAUCUAGUUUUUUUGCAAACCAAAGUGAAUUGUGUACUUCGAAAUAUGAAAGCGAAAGAAGAGACUACAACCUUGACGGCAAACUAAGUAGUUGUGGAGAAAUGAGUGAGACUGACUUUUCUUCCUCUAUGGACAUGGCUGAGAUAAACCACAUCCAGUAUGAGCUGGAGUACACAGAGGGCAUCAGUCAGCAGAUGAGGAUUCCCAGCAGGCUUAAAAUAGGACCCAACUCCUCAGAUGACCAACAUGGUCCCCUCCUGGAGGCACCCCACAGCACAAUGAUGCAUGUUCCAGAGAGGAUUGUAGUGGCAGGGGAUGGUAGUGAUGCGCACUUUAACAGACCCAGAGAUCUGGAUCUUAUUCAGUCCACCCCAGUGGAGUCUGUGGAGCUAAAGGCCCCUCCCAGAGUUCUCACCCUCCAGGACCAACCUCUGGACUUCCUAGAGCCAGAGCACCCAGCUACAUCAUCUGCCCCACAAAAAGAAGAGGUCUAUGCUCACUCAAGAUCAAGGCGUGAGCGGUGCAUGACCGAAAACUCCACUGUCCGACAAAAUGGUCAAAUAAACAAAUACGAUGUUACAAGCCUGUCUCCUGGUGCUCCUCUCCGCGCCUGCCCCCCUCUUGUUGCCCCUGAUGACCUACAGAGCUUGGACACUGCUAGUGGCGUCCUCUCCUACAUCCAGUGUACCACACGCCGAGCCUGUGAGCAACUCCUGGCUAUGCUGGAUGACGGUCGCCGCAGUAGAACUGCUCUUGUGACUUUCGAUGCCAGUUUAGAGAGCACUCCUGAUGAUGCGUCUUUAGUUGAUGCUGCAGCUCUCAGACGACAGAUUGUAAAGCUGAACCGAAGGCUUCAGCUGCUGGAGCAGGAGAAUAAAGAGAGAACCAAGAGGGAGGUGGUCAUGUACUCAAUUACAGUGGCUUUCUGGCUGGUCAACACGUGGAUCUGGCUCCGUCGUUGAACCCUGGAAACAAGAACUUGUUUGGUUCCACCUCUCAGGCCUUGUUUAGAUAGGCUGGUAAAUCUGGGCUUUGUUGUUGCUGUUUUGUGUUGUUUUGUUUUGUUUUGUUUUGUUUUGUUUUGUUUUGUUUUGUUUAAUAUCUCCAGUCUGAGUCCAAUCCUUUUCAACCAGAUCUUUAAAGUCAGUUUUACAUUCCCAACAGUAAAAUUGUCCAUUUCAGCAAAAAGUCUGAACACAUACAUCUGUUUAGGUGAAAAACACACAGGAUAAACAUUCUUGGAUAAAAGUAGGUAAAGUUUCAGAUAAAGCAAAGUUUUUCAACAAUUCAGAAAUUUAAUCACAGCCUCCAUAACUAGGAUAAGCUGUAUUACCUACAAGACCAGUUCUAUCAACUUCAGCUACAUUAAUGUUUUUAGACUGUGUACCAUAGGUGUAAUUAUGUUUAAAUGAGUUUUGUCCAUUGUGUAUUUAUAUUUCCCUUUAAAGCCAUUUAUAGUGUUGCCAAUAAUGAAACAUUUGAAUAGCAUGAUUGUGGUGGUUGUAACAUAUGAACAAAAAUUGUGUUGUACUUUAUCAUUGUGUUAUACUAAGAGGACCAUGCUAGAUAAUAGACAUUCCAGACUUUUGUGAAUGUUUGUGCAUGCUUGUGAUGAAACAUACUGCCUCACUUAUUUAUUUCCACCUGUAAAUAUUUGACAUAGCACUCAGCAGAAUACGGUGAAAAGUAUCAAAUUUUUGUUAAAUGCAACCUUUUUUUCAGUAGUUACUGUAUGCUUUAAAGUUGUGGAGAACACCAUUUCUGUUUCUAUUGCAUAAUCAUGCCACAAUAAUUUUUUCCACAGUUCGUAAAAUAAAGCUGUCAGUUAGUUAACUGUU